AUACUACCCUCAGUUGCAGCUAAAUCAUACAACAUAUAUCUUUCUUUCCUAAUCUAAAUCAUCUACAAAAUUAUGGCUAGUGAUCUGCAAAAAUCACACGAAAAUGAACGUGAAGGAGCAGAAAUUACAUAUGGAGCUGAAGAUUGCUACCGCAAAAUUGCAGAACUUUUGCAAAACAUGGGAUUUCCAAAAGGAGUCCUUCCUCUUAAAGAACUUGAAGAAUUUGGCUAUGUUCGUAAAACUGGAUUUGCAUGGAUGAAGCAAAAGGCGCCAUACAAACAUUAUUUUAGUUCAAUGAAACUUCUUGUAAACUAUGCAACUGAGGUUACUGCAUAUGUGGAGGUUGAGAAAAGGAAGAUGAAAAAGAUAACUGGUGUUAAGGGUAAGCAGUUACUUAUUUGGGUGACAACAGUUGAAAUGAGCAUUGAGGAUCCUACUUCAAACAAAAUUUAUUUCAACAAUCCUAUAGGAAUUGGAAAGUCUUUUCCAAUCACUGGUUUUAUGACUGAGGAGGAAAAGCAUAAGUACCUGGAGAAAUCCAAUGAGUAGUAGUAGUAGUAUAUUUUUGCGGUGUAUUCAGAAUUUUAAGUUUAUGAAUUUUGGAUUCGGAAAAA
This is a messenger RNA of Nicotiana tabacum (common tobacco), 614 nucleotides long. RefSeq lists its product as uncharacterized. Lineage: Eukaryota; Viridiplantae; Streptophyta; Magnoliopsida; Solanales; Solanaceae. The record is from RefSeq and is a predicted model, not a curated record.